AUUUUAAAUACGUAUUCAAAAAAAAAAUUAAAUUUAUAUAAAUUAAUUAUAUUCAAAAAAAUUUAAAUUAUUAUAAUUUCUAAACUAAAUUAUUAAUACACACUUGCAAGUAUGGUAUAAAAUCUAGCGAUACAAUAAAAGUUUCAACACUCCUCGAUCUCAAAUUUAAGAUAAUUCACCCGCCUCCACCAUCGCCAGAAUCUCUCUCUCACUCUCUCUUUCUCCGCCGACCAGUUCCCAGUUUGCUCUCUAAUAGGCGUUGAAGGUUCAAUCCUUGCCAUGUAAGUAUACCGUCUUAUCUUUUGGAUUAUAAUUAUUCCGGUUUGCUCUAGCUUUCUUUUCAUUGGUAAUUCUAGGGUUCCUCACUCUUUGUUCGUAGUGUCAGUUUAGGGUUUUGAUUAGUCGUGCUUACUUUAUAGAAAUCUCGUUGUUCAUGUAAGGAGCUGUUAUAUGAGCUAGGCCUAUCCAAUAAUAAUUGUUUGUAUACUUACAACCACCAGACUAAUGUGCGUAUGUGUAAUCUGACUUUAUAUUCCAGCGUUGAAGUCAUGUCUGAUGCUGAGGAUCAGCAAAAUUUCGUUGCACACAGUGGAGACGAGGUUCCAGAUCAUGGGCUAGAUGAGUUUCAUAAUGGGUUGGAGUACCAGGUCCAUGAUGAAACCCUUGGUCAUCACCAACCAUACGAGGUUCAAGACCCGAUUCUUGAACCUCACCAGUAUCAACCACGGGAUCAGGAGCAGUAUCAGUUGCAACACCAGGCUCAUGGUGAGGCACAAGAUCACGAUGGAAAUGAUGGGGGAGAUCAAGUUGAUGAAGGUGAGGAAGGAGUACCUGAGCAUGUUGAGUCUCUGCAGAAAGCGGAACCUGAACGGGAUUCAACAGUUGGAGGUGAGGAGAAGAGGUGGCCGGGAUGGCCAGGAGAGACUGUGUUCCGCAUGUUGGUUCCUCCACAGAAGGUGGGUAGCAUCAUUGGUCGUAAAGGUGAUGUUAUUAAGAAAAUAGUUGAGGAGACAAGGGCUCGUAUCAAGAUUCUUGAUGGUCCUCCAGGCACAACCGAAAGAGCUGUUAUGGUUUCUGGAAAAGAAGAGCCAGAAUCAUCUCUACCUCCUUCUAUGGAUGGCCUUCUGCGAGUCCACAUGCGGAUAGUUGAUGGUCUGGAUGGUGAAGCUUCUCAGGCCCCUCCGCCUACAAAGGUUUCAACAAGACUACUAGUACCAGCAUCUCAGGCUGGAAGUCUGAUUGGAAAACAGGGAGCAACGGUUAAAGCCAUUCAGGAAGCAGCUGGUUGUGUAGUUAUAGUCGGAUCAGGUUCCUUCUCUUCACAAUUUACAUACUGAAAUAAUGUUUUAUGCUUUCUGUUUUUGGUUUCAAACGUUCAUACAUGCAAUUCCACAGGUGGCACAUGCUUAAGUUUUUUUUUGACACCUAAGCUGAUAGAAAUAACAUAAAUCAAUAGCAAUCCUGAUUUGAACCUCUUUAUUGAUUUUAUAUGUUUCUCUAUUUUAGAUUGGCUUAUAUUUGGGUAUGGUUCGUUUAUUCCUUAUUUAAUGGUAGUUCUUACAAAAAAAUUGUUAUUUGAAUUUUUUUUUUUUUCUUUUGUAGAGGAUUUGCCUGUUUUUGCUCUUCAGGACGAUAGGGCUGUUGAAGUUGUGGGGGAACCAACAAGUGUUCAUAAAUCCUUGGAGCUGAUUGCAUCACACCUCAGAAAGUUUUUGGUUGAUCGUAGCAUCAUCCCAUACUUCGAAAGCCAGAUGCAAAAGCCAACUCGCCAGAUGGAUCAUAUGCCGCCUCCGCCAUCACACCAGUCCUGGGGUCCACCUCAAGGCCAUGCUCCAAGUGGUGGAGGAGGAGGUCCUGGCUAUGGUCACAACCCAGCUCCAUAUAUGCAACAACCUCCAAGACUUGAUAGUUACUAUCCACCUCCAAUGGAGAAGCAACCUCAUCAAGGUAUAUCUGCAUAUGGAAGGGAGACUCCUAUGAAUGUGCAUGUCUCAUCGGCCCCACCUAUGGCCGCUCAGCAAGUGACGCAGCAAAUACAGAUUCCACUGUCUUAGGCAGAUGCCGUGAUUGGGACAUCAGGUUCAAACAUAAGCUACACUCGUCGUCUUAGCGGAGCAACAGUUACCAUUCAAGAAACAAGAGGAGUACCUGGUGAAAUGACUGUUGAGGUUAGCGGAACUAGUUCACAAGUCCUGGCCGCUAUGCAGCUUAUCCAGAACUUCAUGGCUGAAGCUGGAGCACCCGCACCGGCACCAGCACAACCGCAAGCUGUAGUGGCACCAGAGCAGCAAGGCUAUAACCCCUACGCAACACAUGGCUCAGUCUAUGCAGCGGCGGCUCCGACGAACCCGCUUUGAGGAUACUCUACGGAGUACAGUUCGGGGCCUUCAGGCUAUAGUUACUGAUCGAGGAAGUUUACUUUUGUUAGAAUGUUUUUCUUUUACAUUCUCCUUUUACAUGUAAAAGAAAAGAAUAUUAUGACGUAAAAAGCUACAAGUUUUAUUUGUUUGGGUUUGAGAUUCAGGAAAAGAAUAUCGAACAUAAAAGGUUUUAGUUAUGAUACGACAUUGCUUCUUGUCUUGUUUUGAUGGAAGAAGCAUUUGAUUCUUUCCCAGCUUCCUUUGAAAAG
Molecule: messenger RNA, 2629 nt
Organism: Brassica napus (rape)
Lineage: Eukaryota; Viridiplantae; Streptophyta; Magnoliopsida; Brassicales; Brassicaceae
Product: flowering locus K homology domain-like
Exons: 5
Coding region: 513-1337 (274 amino acids)
Biological process (GO): regulation of gene expression
Cellular component (GO): nucleus; cytoplasm
Molecular function (GO): mRNA binding
Source: RefSeq, a predicted model, not a curated record